Symbiodinium sp. CCMP2592 is the source of this 669-nucleotide messenger RNA. NCBI's taxonomy places the organism in Eukaryota, Dinophyceae, Suessiales, Symbiodiniaceae. The record is from the annotation of a GenBank genome assembly.
AUGUGUUUUCGGAUGAGUUCAUUUCAUGUGCUCGGUGCGGUUUUUGUCGUGCCGUUCCACGCUGCUGCAUUCCGUGAGGUCGCCAAGAACCUUGAGCACAGUGGGGAUUGGGACACCGCAGAUCUUUGCGGAGGCGAGUUGAAUCUUUACAUUGCAGAGAAGCCUAAGUCGGGUGGAUCAGGCACGCAGAAGGAGAGGAGAAACAUGCCUAACGGCAUCAUGUUCGUGCACUAUGCAUGCUAUGUGAAAGCCGGCAUGUGGCAUCCCCAGUACUUCGUGCGAUCCCAGCGAUACUCUGUGGCCUGUGCCACAGGGAUCCUUACGGAGUCCACGAUUUACACGAAGCUCAAGGAGGACGACAUCAAGCAGUACGAGCUCUCGUCUUGCGUGGCUGAAGAGGACUAUCAAGACCUGGAUGAGAAGAAGAGAGAGAUCCCGCUGCUCAAGGACAUGAAGAACACGAGUGAUAUCGUCGAUUUUCUCGUCGAUGACGCCUUCGACACCAUGACAAAUGCCGACAUCGACUCCCUCUUUCAUGAGGGGGGCCUCCUCGUUGUCAACCUUCUCGGUGGCGCCGUCAUGAGAGUCUCCAGUCACCAUGGCAAACUCUGGAAGAGUCCCGCCGUCCCGGUCAGCAGGUAUACUUUCGCCGUGGCUGCCAAGAAAUGA